AUCCUUUCAUCGCCUUACGAGCUCCAGUCAAGAUGUCAACGAGAAGGAGCGCCAGAAUUCGGAACAUCGACUUAGGAGUCACUGCUGAACCAACUAAACCUGCACUCGCGCCCGCACCUGCUGCCCCACCAAAGAGGAAGCGCAAAGCCCCAGCUGAAGACGAGAAAGAUGAGCCGACGACGAAAGGGAAGAAAGGACCGGCGAAGAAGGUAAAAGCGACAAAAGUAGACAAUGCGAAGACGAAAUCGAAGGCCAAUGCCACAGCUGAGAUUGAGACCCAGAAGGAAACGGUGCCAAUUCCUGAUGAUGUCUUGUCCGUUCUGCCAGCCGAGAUCCUUCAACAGAUCCUCGAAAGCGUCAAUGACCCGAAAAGCAUGGUCAAAAUGGCAUGCACUUCCAAGAGAUACUAUGCUCUCGUAAUGGCCAUUAUCCACAAACGCAUCUCCGUCUCAACAUCCUUCUGGGCGCAUAUUCCCCACGUCAUCCGUCGCAUUGAACCUCAUCUAAGUAUUGCCCAGAAGAAACAGCUCAAGAGAGAGGGACAGUACAAAGGUCAGCAGGAGAAGUUCUCAACUCGUCUUGACCCAAAUGCCGUGCCUCCUUGUGCCAGCAAUGUCAGGCAGAUGAUCAUUGGAAAGAUUGAUCCCGGCAAGAAGCAUAAGCCUCUCGUGUUGAGAUAUUUUGAAGAGGUUUUGAAGAAUCUUCAUAACUUGGAAGUUUUUGAUGCUGAGGACCUUACUGAGUCAAUGGCGGAGAGUCUUUCUGAAUUGAAGAAUCUCAAAUCUAUAUGUCUCCACCCUUACGAACGUACCAUAAAGUCUGAAGCUAUGAUUCCACUCGCCAAACUCAGUAAUCUCGAGCACAUCUGCAUCGAAGAUCGGUCUUGGGGGUCAAUUGCUAUGACCAACGAAAGACCCUUACAGAGCAUGCUACUCAACUCCCUAUCAACCCUUCAAAGUCUGGAGGUUCGAACAGCCAAAUAUUACUCUGACUUUCUAGGCGAUUGGGAAGGUAAACUCCAAGCUCGCAACCCUGAUGCUUUGGAACAAGAGUAUGAUUUCACGGCGCUCAAAUCACUGAUUUUACAUGGGAUAAGCUUCAGUGGCGAGUUUUGUGAAAAUGUGAUGCCGAAUAUCACAAGAGCUUUUGACUUUCUCAAGCUGAGGGAGCUUAACCUCAUGGGUCUUGAAGAGGGACAGCUCACGUUCUUUAAACAUCUCGAAGAUCUGUUUAGUAAAGCUGACAAGCGAGAUAUUCACCUGCGAAAGCUGUGUUUGGAGAUGAAAGGACCUGGUCAUGAAUCAAGCUACGCCGAAACAGAGGUACACCUCGAAGGAAUGUAUCGAUUCAUCUCGUCGUUUGACUCGUUGACCAGCUUGGAGAUACGUGACUACAACAUGUACAACUCGGCAGUGCAGUCUAAUCCCGGCCUGUCGAGACGACUGCUGCAGUCCGUGGUGAAGCAUACUGGGUUAGAAACACUGCGCUUCCAUUAUCGACAUAUGGGUAUUGAGUCGUGGGAGAUCCCGUGUGCCUCAGCUGAGACUGUGAAUAUCUUGAUCAAGAACCUACCUUCACUACGGGUUUUCGAGUUUGCGCCGCAAGUGACUAACAUUGAUGCAAUGGCUCGGGCCCUCUCGCGCGCCAAGAACUUAACAACGCUCCUUUACCCUAACUUUAAAAACUACCACUCAGACCCAGAUAACGCCCAGGUGACAUUCGCCAAAACAUUACUCGGGGGAUUCUUGGAAAACGCUGGCAGCUGUGAAAAAUUCAUUUGGGAGGAGACUUACAAGCUUGGUCGCAUCACAGUAGGCUGGACAGAUUUUCGCAUUGGAUCCGGACUGAAGCCAAAGAAGAAUUUUGAAAAGCCCGUCAAGAUCGAAAAGGGCGAUCGUAUGGUGAUUGUGCAGGAUAUGCAGCCAAAGAAGUGGGGAGACUCUAAGCAGGUAUAUUACACUGCUGAUAGUCGAUGGGUUGAUCGUGUUACGCGGCCGGAUCGUCGCGGCGGACCGUUGCAGCUUGUGUAUGAUGAUUGA
Molecule: messenger RNA, 2039 nt
Organism: Fusarium oxysporum Fo47
Lineage: Eukaryota; Fungi; Ascomycota; Sordariomycetes; Hypocreales; Nectriaceae
Product: F-box protein
Exons: 4
Coding region: 33-2039 (668 amino acids)
Molecular function (GO): protein binding
Source: RefSeq, a predicted model, not a curated record